Messenger RNA from Alternaria burnsii, 2346 nucleotides. Its product is annotated as aldehyde reductase ii. The record is from RefSeq and is a predicted model, not a curated record. Bases 1 to 2346 code for a protein of 781 amino acids. Gene Ontology annotation, molecular function: oxidoreductase activity, acting on the CH-OH group of donors, NAD or NADP as acceptor. Lineage: Eukaryota; Fungi; Ascomycota; Dothideomycetes; Pleosporales; Pleosporaceae. The transcript is spliced from 6 exons.
AUGACUUCGCAGCUUCAGAUUGACGCAUCGCGUUCCCCAGGUUACCCCGUAGCGUAUUUUCUCUGCGAUGGCGUUACCGACGCUAAGACUCUCAAGACCGCGCUCUCCCUCUCGCGCACACCCAAGCUCCGCAAAGCGCGUGUUGAAGAUUACCGCCGCUCCGUCCGUUCAGGCCACGGGGCUAGCACACUAGCAUUCGACGCCCGCAAUUGGGGCGAGUGGUGCGGCACAGAAACCGUCAAAGGUGUGCUUUUCGAGGCCAUGUGUUUGGAGGAGGAAAGGGCACUGAUCCAGUAUGUGGGUGGAACUGGAGAGGUCAAGACCGAGACGAUUGAGGUUGCUUGCUCGAGUCUGCUGGGCAAGGUGGGGAUGAUGAAGAAGAUAAGGGGCAGGAUAUUCGUGCCGGAGGGCGAUGGAGAUACACUCGUAGGAAGUACGAGGAGCGUCAUGCAUAGCGCAAGGAGGCUAGAGCCGGAUGAGACCCUUACAGUUGCCAGCAGUGGCAGGUCGGCUGAGGGUUCGGCUAUGGAGCAAGAGCCUAACAGCGGUGACUUCUCCGAGACAGGCUCGAUAGCUGUUGUUGACGGACAUCCGACACCACGCAUAUCGCCUUCGAUCGCGACAUUGCACGACACGGAUGUUCCACACCAGUCUCUCGAUGAGCUUGCGUUAGCCGACAGUGACGAGUAUUUGGAGCCUCUCGCUUACGAGCAUCCAGCUGAUCCGAAGAUUGAGACCAAGGACUGGGCGGCGACUAGCGAGGUUCCGACUACAGGGAUCGAUGACAUCAAGGAUACUAGGGUCUACCAGGAACUCAUGGAGAUGCAGGAACCUAGCAGGGUUGAGGCAGUCGAAGGUCCAAGCGAGAUUGAGACUCCGCAAGUCAGGGACAUCAAAGAUACCAAAGUCUUCAAGGCAAUUAUGGAGGCUAAGGGACCUCAGGAGGUCGAGGCGGUCGAGGAGGCUCAAGAGAUCACCGAGACCACCGACAUCGAUGAGCCGUUUCACAUGGAGGAGAUCAAAGAGAUUGACGACAUCGACAACGGCAGGAACAUUCAGGUCGAAUCCGAAUACCAGCGGUUUCUUCUAGUAGAGCAAAGAAGAUCAAGGGCUGUCUCGAUGAACACGUUCAUCUCUGGUACAAGCACCGCGAUCGAUGAUGAGCGAAGCGUGUCAGCGUCCGCGACACAGCCAUGGUCUCCAUCCACCCCAUGGCGAAAGGAGCAUGCCACCGCACCUGUCCGUUCAGUUCUCACACCGGUGUCUCCCAGCCAGUCUAUGGGAACUGCUACUCUUACCCCUCCUCUCGACCCACUUGACGCUAUGCCUACAGUCGUCAUCAAGCCUGGUGCCACUAUCUUUGUGACGGGUGUCAAUGGGCUUAUCGGAAGCCAUAUUGUCGAUCAGCUGCUGAAGCGAGGUUACAAUGUUCGCGGUGCGGUCAGGCAAGUCCAGAAGCACGGAUAUUUGAUCGAGUACUUCAACGACAAGUACAAAGAAGCAAAGUUCGAGCUGGUCGAUGUGCCGGAUAUGACAGCCGAGGGAUGCUACGACAAGGUCGUCCAUGGUAUCGAAGGAUUCAUCCACGUCGCUUCACCCAUCGGAGGCAUCUCAGACGCCCACGAAGCGAUUGCGCUUGCCACUAACGCAGGCCUGAAUGCACUCAAGGCUUGCGCAAAGGUCCCUUCGUGCAAAAGCUUCGUCUUUACAUCAUCUUCCCUUGCUGCAACGUUUCCCCACCCCAACGUUGAGUUCUCAAUCGACGAGAAUACCUACAACGACGAAGCAUUGAAGAUUUUGGAGAAAGAACCGGGCAAACCAGGAUUGUUCGUCUACGCAGCCAUGAAGACGGAAACCGAGAAGGCGAUAAUGAGAUGGAUGGAAGAGAAUCAACCCGAUUUCGUACUCAACCGCAUCUUGCCAAACGCAAAUUUUGGCGCUGUCUUGAUGCCUGAGCACCAAGGCUUUCCUUCAACCAUUGAAUGGGCCCACGAUGCUUGGAAAGGUAUACAGUCGGAGAGAUGGACAACUUCCGUUGGACCACAGUGGUACAUUCAUCCUGUCGACGAUGCGCUUCUGCACAUCUCCGCAUUGAUCCAUAGCGAUGUGAAAACGGAACGUCUCUUCGGUUUCGCAGAGCCGUGGAGCUACAACAAGAUGAUGGACAUAUGGCGUAAGCUUUACCCCGAGAGGAAAUUCCCGAACAACAUCGAGGGCAUGGGUGUUGAUCGGAUGAGCUUGCCAAACGCCAGGGCUGAGGAGGUGAUGAGCUGGUUGAAAGGACCGGGAUCGAAAUGGGAUAGCCUUGAGAAGGGAUUGCGGGAAAUGACUGAGAACUGGGAUUGA